AUGUCACAUGCCAGAGAUGGUGUUGAAGAGGAAGAAGGCUGCUGGACACUAAUAGUUAGAACCAGCAACGCAUCUGCAUCUUCACAAUGCACCCAGAAUUUCCUGCCAAAGCCGUACUUAGAACCUUCUCUCCAAAAAGUGUCAAUGGGUGAACAUAGUACCCUUGAGAAUUUACACUUAAUGAUAGAUUGUGACAACGAUGGGGAGAGUGAAGGGCAUCAAACAUAUGACAGACAUUUCCAAACAGAGACAUCUUCCCAUAGGAAGAAUCUCACUGACCCAUAUGGUGAAGGAUAUAAAGCAUUUUGCAAAACCCCCCCUUGUAAGUUAGCUACUUCUACAAAGCAGUGUGUUUCCGUCACCAAAAACUCAAGUCAAAGAUUCAAACAUAAUUAUUUGUCGAAAGAAAAUUUGGAAAAUCUGGAAAGUUACCUCAUUCAGGUGGAAAAUAAGUAUUUGAACCAAUUUGAAAAUAGGAUCGGAUUGACCUUUCAGACAACUGUUUUUGAAAAUCAUAAAUUUAAAAAUCAAGAAGAAAUUGUUAAGGGGUGUCAAUUUGAGGGGCACAUCACAAAGAAGUCAACCCUACAAACCUACGAGAGUAUUUUCAAUGGACAUAGAAUUGUUCCUUGCACUGCAUCUGAGAAAACAUUUAACCAGGGCUCAAUUGUUAACAAAUGUCUAUGUACUCAUUUGCCAGAUAACCAUUUUGAAUGUAAUAAAGGUAAGGAAAUUUUGUCUCAAAGAUCUAAACAUAUUAUACAGACGAGUAUGCCUAUAAAAGAAAAUCUUCAUAAAUAUAAUGCAUGUGGGAAAGAUCUGAAGGAGUCCUCCAGUGUUGGUGAUCAUCAGACAAUUUGUGUGGGAAAAAACACAUACAUGUGUAAUAAAUCUGGAAGUGUGUGGAGUCAGUCACGAAGACUAAAUGCACAUAGGACAAUUCGAUCUGGAGAGAAAAGGUACACUUGUAGGGAAUGUGGCAUAGUCUUUCAUUGGCACUCGGCACUAUCUCAACAUCAGCGAAUGCAUGCUGGAACGAAAUUGUACAAAUGUGAAGAAUGUGGUAAAACCUUUAAGGACUACUCAUCACUAAAUAAACACAGGCAAAUCCGUAUCAGAGUGGGACAUCACAAAUGUCAACAAUGUGGCAAAGCUUUUAGGAGGCACUCCUACCUUCCUAGACAUCAGAGCAUCCAUACUGGAGAGACCCCUUACCAAUGUAAAGAAUGUGGCAAGGCCUUUAGCCAGCGCUCAACCCUUACUCAACAUCUCAGAAUUCACACUGGGGAGAAACCUUACCAAUGUAAAUAUUGUGAUAAGGCCUUUAGCCAGCACUCAAACCUUAUUCGACAUCAUAGAGUUCAUACUGGAGAGAAACCUUACCAAUGUAGAGAAUGUGGCAAGGUCUUUGGCCAGCACUCACACCUUACUCAACACCACAGAAUUCAUAGUGGAGAGAAACCUUACCAAUGUAAAGAAUGUGGCAAGGCCUUUAGCCACCACUCAGUCCUUAUUCACCAUCACAGAAUUCACACUGGAGAGAAACCUCACCAAUGUAAAGAAUGUGGCAAGACCUUUACCGAGCACUCAAACCUUACUCGCCAUCUCAGAAUUCAUACUGGAGAGAAACCUUACAAAUGUAAGGAAUGUGGCAAGGCCUUUACCCAGCACUCAAUCCUUACUCGCCAUCUCAGAAUUCAUACUGGAGAGAAACCUUACAAAUGUAAGGAAUGUGGCAAGGCCUUUACCAGGUACUCAAAUCUUAUUCGACAUCUCAGAAUUCAUAAUGGAGAGAAACCUUACAAAUGUAAGGAAUGUGGCAAGGCCUUUAAAGGACCCACAGACCUCACUCGACAUUACAGAAUUCAUAGUGGAGAGAAACCUCACCAAUGUAAGGAAUGUGGCAAGGCCUUUACCAGGCACUCACACCUUAUUCAACAUCUCAGAAUUCACACUGGAGAGAAACCUCACCAAUGUAAGGAAUGUGGCAAGGCCUUUACCAGGCGCUCACACCUUAUUCAACAUCUCAGAAUUCACACUGGAGAGAAACCUCACCAGUGUAAAGAA
This is a messenger RNA of Puma concolor (puma), 2067 nucleotides long. Lineage: Eukaryota; Metazoa; Chordata; Mammalia; Carnivora; Felidae. The record is from RefSeq and is a predicted model, not a curated record.